Helianthus annuus (common sunflower) is the source of this 600-nucleotide messenger RNA. RefSeq names its product probable serine/threonine-protein kinase PBL11. The coding region runs from base 1 to 600 and encodes 199 amino acids. Gene Ontology annotation, molecular function: protein kinase activity; ATP binding. Gene Ontology annotation, biological process: protein phosphorylation. Lineage: Eukaryota; Viridiplantae; Streptophyta; Magnoliopsida; Asterales; Asteraceae. The transcript is spliced from 3 exons. The record is from RefSeq and is a predicted model, not a curated record.
AUGAUAGAAGUUCGUGCUCAUUUCCAAAGUCCAAACCCAACUCUAAAAGAAGUUAAGUUUGCGGAUUUAAAAAAAGCUACAAAAAAUUUUAGCAUGCAUGUGCGUAUUCCGCCUACAUAUGUGGGAAGGGUGUUCUUAGCAUGGGUUGAGCAGAACACAUUGGCCCCUUCAAAAGAACGUGAUGGAAUUGCUGUUGCGGUUAAAAGGCAUAUACCCUUUGAUAAAUGGCUAGCAGAGAAGAACAUCUUAGGACAAUUGGCUUGUUUACAAUGGUGUAAGUUGAAUAAUUUUACAGGCCGGUUGACUACGAAGAGUGACAUCUAUGGUUUCGGAGUGAUGUUAUUGGAAAGUAUAACAGGCCGACGCGUAUUUUUCCUCCAUGAGAAUCAAACCUUGGUAGAUUGGGCCACAGGGAUCCACACAAAUAAAAGAAAUGUAAAGGAAAUAAUUGAUCCACGUCUUGAAGACAACUACUCCCUACAAAGUGUUUCUGAAUGUUUUUCAUUGGCAGUAAGAUGUGUUUCCAACAACCCCGCGGAUAGGCCUUCAAGUGAAGAAGUUUUGCAGAAUUUGGAACGAAUUCAUGCUCUCUACAAGUAA